Apaloderma vittatum (bar-tailed trogon) is the source of this 1617-nucleotide messenger RNA. RefSeq names its product probable phospholipid-transporting ATPase VB. Gene Ontology annotation, cellular component: plasma membrane. The transcript has 9 exons. Gene Ontology annotation, biological process: phospholipid translocation. NCBI's taxonomy places the organism in Eukaryota, Metazoa, Chordata, Aves, Trogoniformes, Trogonidae. The annotation marks the transcript as partial. The record is from RefSeq and is a predicted model, not a curated record. Gene Ontology annotation, molecular function: ATP hydrolysis activity; ATPase-coupled intramembrane lipid carrier activity; ATP binding.
AUGGCUUUGUCUGUGGACUCUGCUUUGUACCGUUGGCAGCGACUGGGAGCUGCAAGUCCCUCUCAGCCUCUAUCAGAAUCGACACCACUGCUGUUUUCUGUAAGAGACAAACCAAAACUCAACUUAAAAAAAUGGAGGAUUGUGUUUCCUGGCAAUGGGAGACAGUGGGAAGACUGGAAACAAGCUUCUGUGUUUUAUUCUGGAAACAAGAUACAGACUGCAAAAUACACGUGGUUCACGUUUUUGCCCCAAAAUCUCUUUGAGCAGUUUCACAGGCUGGGUAAUCUUUAUUUCUUCUUUCUGGCGAUUCUGAACUGGUUCCAACAAGUGGAAGUCUUCCACAGAGAGAUUACUAUGCUGCCUCUGGUCUUGGUUCUGCUUGCCAGUAUGAUUAAGGAUGCUAUUGAAGACUAUAGAAAAUACCAAUUUGAUAAGACCAUAAAUUUCUCUAAAACCCGAGUAUAUAACACGGAAGAACAUGCUUACGUGGAGAAGUGCUGGAAGGACGUGAGGGUGGGGGACUUUGUGCAGCUGCAGUGCAACGAGACCAUCCCGGCGGAUAUCCUCCUGCUGCACUCCUCCGAUCAGAGCGGCAUCUGUCACCUGGAAACCGCCAACCUCGACGGGGAGACCAACCUCAAGCAAAGACGAGUCGUGAUGGGCUUCUCCGGCCACAAUACUUUGUUUGAACCUGAAUUAUUCCAAAACACCAUCGUCUGUGAAAUGCCUAACAAUGAUCUCAAUAAAUUCAAAGGGUACAUGGAGCAGCCAAAUCAUGAGCGGAUUGGUUUUAACAUUGAAAGCCUCUUGCUCCGUGGAUGUACAAUCAGAAAUACUGAGGCUGCAAUAGGAAUUGUUAUAUAUGCAGGUCAUGAAACUAAGGCCAUGUUAAAUAACAACGGUCCUCGUUACAAGCGCAGCAAGAUAGAGCGACGGAUGAAUACGGAUAUUUUCGUAUGUGUGGGACUCCUGUUCGUGAUGUGUCUUGUUGGAGCUGUAGGGCAUGGCAUUUGGACUGGAAACUUCUCAAAGCAUCCACCUUAUGAUGUCCCAGAUGAGAAUGGCAAUUUUCUACCUCCUGUUCUCGCUGGUUUCUACAUGUUCUUGACAAUGAUAAUCCUGCUGCAGGUUUUAAUCCCCAUUUCUCUUUAUGUGUCCAUUGAGUUAGUCAAGUUGGGCCAAGUCUUCUUAAUUCACAAUGACCUUGACCUCUAUGAUGAAGAGGCAGAUUUGCCCAUACAGUGCCGUGCCCUAAAUAUUACCGAAGAUCUUGGACAAAUCCAGUACAUCUUCUCAGACAAAACCGGGACACUAACAGAAAACAAAAUGGUAUUCCGACGCUGUACUGUUGAUGGGAUUGAGUUUUCACAUCAGGAAAAUGCCAGGCGCCUGGAAACACACAAAGAGAUGGAUUUAGAUGAGGAGGACUUUGCAAAACUUCAACGCUUCACUCUUCCUCCCAUGAACACUGAGAGACCAGUCGCUUAUAAGCAGAGGACUGUGAGACCUUUAAGGAGAUGCCAGAGCGCUAGGGCUCAUUUUCAGGGCCAUACAAGGAACAGGUCCCUCGGUCGUCGUGACAGCAACCAGUCUCAAGUGGCAUUCAGCAGCACCAUU